This is a messenger RNA of Wasmannia auropunctata (little fire ant), 1737 nucleotides long. It is a transcript of the gene Pop4, whose product is annotated as ribonuclease P protein subunit p29. The transcript is spliced from 5 exons. Gene Ontology annotation, cellular component: ribonuclease MRP complex; ribonuclease P complex. Gene Ontology annotation, biological process: rRNA processing; tRNA 5'-leader removal. Gene Ontology annotation, molecular function: ribonuclease P RNA binding. Bases 347 to 1027 code for a protein of 226 amino acids. The record is from RefSeq and is a predicted model, not a curated record. NCBI's taxonomy places the organism in Eukaryota, Metazoa, Arthropoda, Insecta, Hymenoptera, Formicidae.
UUUUCUAUCUAUCUGAUGGAAGUCUUCAAACUUCAAGUCUGCAGCGUACGGCACUGUACGGCACACAUGGCUCUGCUCUGCGAGGUUUGUUUGGCAUUGUCGUGAUUAGCAUUCAAAUUUAUUAAAGAGUCUAACCAAGUCUAACUUGACGGCCAGGACGGACGUGAUCCACUUCGAGUGUUCUAUCAUUUUAAAAUUUUUUGAACAGUUCUGACGAAACCUGGCAGAGAACCUCGAAGAAGCUUUGUAAUGAUUUUUCAAUACAUCGCGAAUGUAAAAUAAUUAAAAGACUUUGAGAUCUGACGACUUUAAAGAUCAAUUGAUGAGGACCUAACGUUGCAGAACCAUGUCGAGUUAUGCGAAAGUGUGCGCGCCGCUCCCCAAAAGUCAAACUAGUCAUAUCAAGAUCUGUGAAAACACUCAGCAGUAUGUCAUCAAUUUUUUGCAAAACUUGCUGCCACCGUCCGACCAUAAAGCUAUUUCCGACGAGUUGCGAAAGACCUUCAUAUUUAACAAGAUUAAGCCGAAGCCCAAGCAGAAAGUGAAGAAGGGCAAGUUCUUCUCCGCCAGGAAGAGGCUGCGCUUCGGUUUGGGCAGGAUCGGUAAUAAGAAUCAGAUGAGAUACUCCGAUCUCUUGCCCUUGAAUCAGCUGUGGCUGCAGUACAUGCGUGAGAUGCUCGGUGUCGAGUCGUUCGCCGAUAUACCGAGGGAUCCUAGCAGUCCACAUUGGGAGAACGCGAAUCUGCAGUUGAUGAAGGCUGAUUUUCACGGUGCUAAAAUAUCGAUCGACAGAUCAAGAUGCCCCAGUCUGGUAGGAGUUAUGGGAAUCGUCAUACAAGACACAAAGAACACUUUUAGAGUCUGCGGAAUGGACAAUGUUAUUCGAACGAUACCAAAGGAUGUAGUUAAGAUUAACGUUUACUUGGAUGAUGGAGUAACAUUAAAAGCGCUCGGAAGGGAAUUAUCUAUAAGGCCUGCAGAACGAGCGGUUAAAAAGUUCAAGAAUAGUUCAGUUGUGAUGCUGUGAUAAAUAUUACUAGCUAAUCUCUGCGAAUUUAAUAAGUCGUUAUAGCAUUCUAAUGGAGGUAUAUUUAAUAAUAUUAAAGUUUUCGAAUUGUCUCUCAAAGAAGGCACAAGUCAUUUAAUUUGGAAUAAUUUGCAUUUUAGAUCGUCUAGAUUGCAUUCAAUAGCAAGAAUGUGCACACAGUACAAAAGAUAUCGGUAGCAAAUUGAAUUUAGUCGACUUAGCUGGAUCUAAAUGUUUGAAGACUGAAAAAGCUGUUAAGGCAGCGGGGACAAAAUAUUCUAUAUUACAUAUUAUUAUAUAUGAUUGAUGUUUGAAUAUAUGUAUAUAUAUGUAAUAUAAAUAACUGGUUAUCCUUUAUAUAUACAUGUAUAUAAUAAUGAACCAAAAUCGUCUUUUGAUGAACCAUCCGCGAAACGAAGUUGAUUGAGUCAAAACCAAUCCUACAGUAUAUAAGGACUGUAUAAGGAUAAUCAAUGUUAUUUAGAAAAAAAAUUAUAUAUGAUGGUACGUAAUCAUUUUUCUAGAUAACCUUGAUUGUCCUGAAGACCUUAUAAAUUGUAGUUCAUUGGUCUUGACACAAUUAACUUCGUUUCGCGGAUAAGUUCAUCAGAUGCAGGGCCUUGGUUUACUAUUAUUAUUUAUUAAAAUAUAAGUACAAAGAAUAUUAAUAAAUCUCUGGCAAGUCUUGGUAAUGUCAUUUCGGCAAACAA